AUCCCUCACUAAGAAACAUAGAAGAAUUAAAGGCAGCAGAAACCUUCUAACAAUGAAAAGUGCUUAUUUCCUUGUAGCUUUUGCCUUCUUGGCUUUUGCUUCCUCCUUGCAUCUACCUAUGACCUAGCCCUCUUCAGGACUUUUGCGCAGCCAUCAGCGACAACAACACCAAGAAUGGAGUCACAAAUCUUUGGUGCAGUGUUUGUGAAUGGCAAGUUCUGUAAAGACCCAAAGCUUGUUGUAGCAAAUGACUUCUUCCUUUCAGGGCUUUACAAGCCAGGAAAUGCAUCAAAUGCUGCUGGAUCAGCUGUCACUUUGGCAUUUGUUGAACAACUUUUGGGACUUAACACUCUUGGCAUAUCUCUUGUUCGUAUUGACUUUGUGCCUAAUGGUGGCCUUAACCCACCCCACACUCAUCCUCGCGAAAUUGAGAUUCUACUCAAUAUAGGGAAAACUUCGGCUGUUGCUUUUGUUGCUUUGAAUAGCCAAAAUCUAAGCACAAUCACAAUCACAGUCACAAUCGCCAAUUUUGUUUUUGGAUCCAAUCCACCAAUUAAUCCUAAUGUUCUUACCAAGGCCUUCAUGCUGGAGAAGAAUAUGGUGAAGUACCUCCAGUCACGGUUUUGAAGGAAAAACCUUUGUCAGAGAAAGACUUGAAAUGCCAUCUUUUCAUAAUUUAUUGCCUGGAUUGUCUUUGAGUGCUGUUUUUUCAUUGUUUUAUAUGAUCAUUUUUGUAUAAUAAAGAGGAUGCUUAAUU
Rubroshorea leprosula is the source of this 757-nucleotide messenger RNA. The record is from the annotation of a GenBank genome assembly. Lineage: Eukaryota; Viridiplantae; Streptophyta; Magnoliopsida; Malvales; Dipterocarpaceae.